Molecule: messenger RNA, 2450 nt
Organism: Syngnathoides biaculeatus (alligator pipefish)
Lineage: Eukaryota; Metazoa; Chordata; Actinopteri; Syngnathiformes; Syngnathidae
Gene: spata18
Product: spermatogenesis associated 18
Exons: 13
Coding region: 77-1513 (478 amino acids)
Biological process (GO): mitochondrial protein catabolic process; mitophagy by internal vacuole formation
Cellular component (GO): mitochondrial outer membrane
Source: RefSeq, a predicted model, not a curated record
CAGGCGCUCCUCCUCGAUGGGCACGUAGCCCGCCCGGAAGUUGCUGUUGUGCUCCUUGUUGGCGCCGCGUCUCUCGAUGGCCUUCUCCCGCAUGGACUUCUUCACCGGCCCGUUGGCGCUCUCCUGGGGGGGAAAAGUUUUACAGGAAAAGAUGGAGAGAUGGCAACGAGAAUAUCAUGUGAUUUCCUGUGACGAGAACAUCAAUCGGUGCUGUGAGAUGAUCGAAUUUACGGCCAAAAUCCAAGGGGAGCUUUUCGCUGUCCUUAACUCUGUGGCUGCUGAAGGCGAACACACGGACGGCGUGUCCACGCUGAAAACGCGCCUGCUUCCGUGGCUGGGGACCUGUUUCUCGCCGUUCCGGCCCCCGCCCCACCAAGACGACGCUUUCGAGCUCUUUCAGGAUUUGUCAGAGAAGGAGCGUAAGCCGACGGAGCUCAACGGCGGCUGGACGGAGUCGCAGCUCUGCUCCACUCGGCUGGACUCGGCCAAGGCCGAGCUGGAUGAUGCGACCAGGGAGCUCAACAAGAUAAAGAACAAAACGGCCACCGACCUCUUGGAGGAUGAACUGCUGCAGCUGAAAGAAGACUUGAGAGCAGCACACCUACAAAAUGAUCUUUACAAGAAGAAGCUGGAUUCCUACCAUGAUUACGAACGUCAGCUGUCGAAGUUGAGCGACGACGUGUCGUAUCUUAGCUCCCAGAGACUUUCCAGAAGCAAUUCCGCGAGGAUUCCGGCGGCGCUGCGCUACACCUGCGCCCCCUUCAGGUCCGAGGCGACCCCCCGGUCCCAGCUCACCAGCUCGUCCCGGCUCAUGCGCGUGGUCUCGCGCUUCGGCGAUUUGUACAACGUGGAGCGCAAAGAUGCGCAGCUACAGCUUCAGGGCUACAUAAACGACUUGGAGACGGUGCAGCGGAUCAUCUUCAUCGCCGUCGUGGAAUCCUUCAAGGCGGCCAAACUAGCGCAUCGUCUCUUCAGGUUGCGAGCUCGUAAGACUCUCUCCGUGUGUCACUUUGGGCCCGAAAGCCUCGAGGACACCGUGGUGGACUACAUCGUCCGAAACCAGGACCUCUACGACGUGCAGAACAGCGUUGACGAAGUGCUGAGCGCCAUGAACCUGAACCCUCGCAUCGCCUCCAUCCCGAAAAUCAACUUUUCCGUGGCCAGCCCCCUGAUCCGGGAAACGUGCAAGCUGGCCUUCACCAUGCAGACGCUGGACCCGCCCAUCGACUUGGCCUUCGCCAGCGAUGGCGAACUUUACAUCAGCAACAAGUACCGCCGCAGCGCCGACUCGGACCUCUCGGCCGAGCUGGUCUCGUACCACGUGUGGCCCGCUCUGAUGCAGGGCGGCACCUUGCGCGCCAAGGGCGAAGUCGUCACCAAGAAAGGAGCCGUGUGGAACAGAAGCGCAAUCAGCUACAUCCGAUCCCGCUCUCUCAGUCCAACUCGCAAUCUCACAUUUAACGACAGAAUGAGUAGCUUGUCUCCGGACGCGCUCGCCUCCGGCUGCUUGUGAACGGCAACGGCGGGACCAGCACAGGAAGUAGAUCGACACCAGUGUCAGACCGGCGGUCUGGUCUUACACCGGCGCUCACGCAAGGAAACGUCCGGCGCGGUUUCUGUUCAUCUGCUGGACUGGACUCCCUGCAAGAAAUGGCGCCGAACUAGCCUGGCGGCUAACUGAACGCCGGUUACUCGGUGCUAACAGUCAGUACUUACGGGAAAUUGGUUGCAAUAUUAAUUCCACACAACUGCAUGUCACUAACGAGCUGAAACUGCACUAGUUGCCGUCGGCGUACCACGAUUCGGCGAAAACCAGCGUAGUAGAACUUCAUAAUGUUGUCAACUAGUGCACAGUUUUGCCUUAUUAGUGAGAUGUAAAUGGCCGACUUGUAUACCAAAAUAAUAUCCUGCUCGUGUGGACAAAGAGGAUACUAGUACAUUGGCCUAAAGUUGGAUAUCUAACAUAUCGUGCAAACACUUAAACGCUCUUCCAUCGGUACUUCAACUCCUUCAGUAUCACAGUGACUACCACACACUAGUAUUGUACUUUUUCUCUUAAUAUUUUUCCCAUCAUCGCUUUGAUGCAAAGCGUUUUUUACACAUGCAGUAUGCGACAAGCCGAGUACUGAAUAAAUAUUAACGUGUUAUUUGUGAAACUAUUGACUUGAUCGCGACGUAGAUGUAACAUGAGUGGUCUGCACUUAUGUGCUUUUUAAAUAUACGCAAUACAUUGAAAAAAUAAUAAUUUUACAUCAUUUCAAAUUUUUCCCAUGGGUGUCAUGUUUACUGAGGCAAUUGAUUUAUACUCGGAAAAAUGUCACAAUAAGUAUUACGAGUCAUAUUUCAAUGUUCUGUUCAUCGUUGGAAUAGAUUUGUUGUCAAUAAAUGUUUCUUUACAUGAAACUGGAGGAGGAACCACAGCUUUACGAGAUAUUAAAGAUCCACUCGAU